This is a messenger RNA of Penicillium cosmopolitanum, 1458 nucleotides long. RefSeq lists its product as uncharacterized. Gene Ontology annotation, biological process: transmembrane transport. The record is from RefSeq and is a predicted model, not a curated record. Lineage: Eukaryota; Fungi; Ascomycota; Eurotiomycetes; Eurotiales; Aspergillaceae. The coding region runs from base 1 to 1458 and encodes 485 amino acids. The transcript has a single exon. Gene Ontology annotation, cellular component: fungal-type vacuole membrane. Gene Ontology annotation, molecular function: transmembrane transporter activity.
AUGUGUGACGACCGCUCUUGCACUCACUGUAAUGAAGAUGCAGCUUCGGACCGCUUGAACACGACUACACAACCUUCCAACACAUCGAAAGUGGCCUCAAAAUACAAUCAACCAUGCUUCGCUUUGAACUACGAAUGGCAGAAUGAAGUCGCUACUCUAAAGUCUGUACAAGACGGCAGCAACUUGGGCCCACCUCCCGAUGGAGGUAUCAAAGCUUGGCUCGUCGCAGCUGGGGCAGCUUGUAUCUUCUUCUCAGCUCUCGGAUUUGCUAAUUCCUUUGGCGUCUUCGUGGAAUAUUAUCUCUCCCAUCAACUUAAAGGCCAGUCGCCAGAUAAAGUGGCCUGGAUCGGAUCCGUUGCUGUUUUCACACAGUUUGCGGCAGGCGCGGAUGGUGGCCCUCUUUUUGAUCGUUGUGGUGCUUGGGUAUGUAAACAACACUUCUUCUCAUCUUUCUUUUCUAUCGUUCCUAUGGUUGGACGCACAGCUAACAUGAACAAGGUGAUUCGCCCCUCCGCGGGACUUCUUGUGUUUGCCAUCAUGAUGACCAGCCUUUGUACCCAGUACUGGCAGUUCAUGUUGGCCCAGGGAAUUCUGCUCGGCGUCUCGAUGGGAUUCUUGCAGUUCCCAGCAAUGGCAGCGGUCACUCAAUACUUCGACAAGAAGGCCGGCACAGCACUGGGCCUGGUAAUUUCCGGCUCCUCCAUCGGUGGUGUUGUCAUACCAAUCGCGCUCUCCAAAAUGCUGAACAGCACCAACUUGGGCUUCGGAUGGUCCAUCCGCAUCAUUGGCUUCCUCCUCAUUCCACUGCUCUCUUUCUCCUGUAUUACUGUUCGGAGUCGCCUACCCCCUCGCAAAUCCGCCUUUUUUCUUCCCUCCGCCUUCAAAGACCGCACCUACUGCAUGGUAAUCGCGGCACUAUUUUUUAUGUUCAUCGGAAUGUUCGCUCCACUCUUUUACAUGCCCACCUACGCCGUGAAACGUGGCAUGGAUGCGACCCUGGCAUCUUACCUACUAGCCAUCGUCAACGGAGCAUCGACCUUUGAACGAGUCGUCCCAGGAGUCCUCGCAGACAAAUUCGGACGACUCAACGUCUUCAUGUUCGGAGGAAUGGCUUCGGGGGUCGUUGUCUGCUGCAUGAACCAAGCAAAAUCCACCUCGGCAUUGGUGGUUUACGCCGUCAUUGUCGGGUUUACCACCGGAACAAUCAUUUCCGGUGGAACGACAGCUUUCACGCUCUGCAUUAAAUGCCGACAGCAAAGUGGCACCCUCCUGGGAAUGGGGAUCGGUCUUAGUUCUAUUUCGGUUUUGAUCGGUCCUCCUGCCAAUGGAGCGUUUGUGCAACAAUAUGGGGGCUUUGCCCAAAUGUCGAUCUUCAGCGGCGUGAAGUGUCUGGUUGGUGGUUUAAUUGCCUUUGCUGUGAAGUCAACUACUCCCCAUAGCUUGUUUGGGAGAACUUAA